AUGGCUGCUACCCAAUUGUUCAUCACAUACUUUGCUAUGAUCUCGGCCAUCAUGCUCUCCGCAUUUGGGGAGCUAUCAGUAGACUUUUACGACGAAGUUUGCCCGCAGGCAUUGCCCACAAUCAAAGUAAUGGUUGAGGAGGCGAUCGCUCUUGAGCCUCGGAUGGGUGCGUCGUUGGUCCGGUUACACUUCCACGACUGCUUUGUUAAUGGUUGUGAUGGAUCAAUUUUGUUGGAUGAUACCCCAGAUUUCAUCGGCGAGAAGACGGCAGCGCCUAACAACAACUCCGUUAGGGGCUUCGACGUGAUCGAUCAAAUUAAAGCUGCUGUCAAUUUGGCGUGCUUAGGAAAUGUGGUCUCGUGUGCUGAUAUCCUGGCUGUCGCUGCUCGAGACUCCGUUGUGGCUCUUGGAGGAGGCUCCUAUGAUGUGCUCCUAGGCCGAAGGGACACCACGACGGCAAGCAGGGACGCAGCGAAUACCAAUAUCCCAUCUCCUCUCUUGGAUCUUCCAGACCUCAUCGCCAACUUCGAGUCCCACGGUCUGGGCCUCGUCGACCUCGUGGCCCUCUCCGGCGCGCACAGCCUUGGCUUCUCUCGAUGCCUUCUGUUCCGAAACAGAAUCUACAAUGAGACAUCCACCAUCGACGGCGACUUCGCCGCCUCCCUCCAGGCCGUGUGCCCACCGUCGGGCGAUGACGACAAACUCGCACCGCUGGAUGAGUCUCCGGUGAGCUUCGACACGGCCUACUACCAAGACCUAGUGGAAAGCAGGGGACUGUUGCACUCGGACCAGCAGUUGUUUAAGGGGGACGGGAGCUUGGCUGGUGAGCUGGUGCAGAAGUAUAGCGGGAACCGUGAUGCCUUCUGGGCUGACUUUGGGACGGCUAUGAUUAGGAUGGGGAACUUGAGCCCCUUGACCGGGAGUGAUGGGGAGAUUCGUGAGAAUUGUCGAGUUGCGAAUUAGGAUGAGAUGAAGAGUUUGGUUGGUUGUUUGGAUUCGAGGGUUUUGUACAUGGCGUGGCACUGUGCUGUUUCUGGGUGUUCACGAGAUGGAUUCUUGUAUGUAUUAAGUGUUUUUAGCAAAAGGUUUCAUGCAUUACUUUAGCAUCAGAGGAUUCUGUUUUUUACCUUGGUUGCAUUUCAGCCAGCUGCAUCUUCUAUAAGAUAUUCUUUUGGAAGUCGAAUAUGA
This is a messenger RNA of Phoenix dactylifera (date palm), 1188 nucleotides long. Its product is annotated as peroxidase RIP1-like. The record is from RefSeq and is a predicted model, not a curated record. Gene Ontology annotation, biological process: hydrogen peroxide catabolic process; response to oxidative stress. NCBI's taxonomy places the organism in Eukaryota, Viridiplantae, Streptophyta, Magnoliopsida, Arecales, Arecaceae. Gene Ontology annotation, molecular function: heme binding; peroxidase activity.